Messenger RNA from Hevea brasiliensis (rubber tree), 679 nucleotides. RefSeq names its product S-protein homolog 21-like. The record is from RefSeq and is a predicted model, not a curated record. The coding region runs from base 46 to 477 and encodes 143 amino acids. Lineage: Eukaryota; Viridiplantae; Streptophyta; Magnoliopsida; Malpighiales; Euphorbiaceae. The transcript has a single exon.
UAAAACCAUAUGCACUUUACAAAAGCAAAAUGAACUAAACCAACCAUGAGAGCUAUCAAAGGCUAUGUGGCUUUAUUCCUGCUAUUAAUAUUGGGCAUGGGUGAAGCUUGUCUUGGAAUAAAAAUUGGGGAAAGAUACAAUGUGUACAUUAUCAACGACUUGAACCAAGACGUGUUGAAUGUUCAUUGCAAAUCCAAAGAUGACGAUCUGGGUGCCCAUAAAUUACAAGUUAAAGAGAAAUUCCACUUCACUUUUCGAGUGAAUUUAUGGGGAACGACACUGUUUUGGUGCAAUUUCAACUGGGGUAAUAAUAUCAACCAUGGAGGUGGUUACCGCAUCUUUUGGUACAAGGAUGAUCUUCUUCGUAAAUGUGGUUACAAAGAAAAAGAGUGCACCUGGUCAGCAAGAAACAGUGGUAUAUACUUGAAGAAUGUCCCUGAAAACCAGUUUCAAAUAUUUUAUGAAUGGCAAUGGUAAUUAAUGGCUUGAAUCUAGUUAAAAACAGCCCUACCCAAUUUCUCCAUUGUUAUUCAUUGGGUUAGUAUUUGAUAAAAUGCUUUAGCUAUAUAUAUAUAUAUUCAGAGAUCUCUCCCACUGAAUAUUCAGAGAUUUGAUGAUCCAACCUUAAAAUUUGAGGGCAUUACUUCUUCAUAAUAUAUGUGGAGUGUCAUAUGUUAAA